AAGGAGAGAGUAAAAAAUAAAGUAUAAUUGCCUAACUUGAUAAGAUUCCAGGAAAUAGACGCUACCACAUAUGAUAUGAAAGGCAUCAUCAUCAUCAUCUAUUUCUCUUUAGUUUGAGACCUCUUUCAAAAUCUUUUAAGCCCUAAAAUCAUUAAUUUUUCGAUUGAAAAUAUCAAUUCAUUACUAGAUCUGUUUGAUCAUGAAUUUCUUUGGUAGUGUUGUACGAGAAGAAGAAGCAUCUUCUUCGUCUUAUAACAACCAACAACUUAAAAGGCCUAGUAGUAGUACUACGGAGCUUAUGUUGAUGGAUUCAUCGUCUACUUGUGAUGCGUUGGUUGAAAGGGAACAUAUGUUCGAUAAGGUAGUUACUCCUAGCGAUGUUGGUAAGCUGAAUCGUUUAGUUAUACCUAAACAACACGCGGAGAAGUAUUUCCCUCUUGAUUCGUCUAGUAACGAUAAGGGGGGAUUACUAUUGAAUUUUGAAGAUAGUAAUGGGAAGCCAUGGAGGUUUAGGUAUUCGUAUUGGAAUAGUAGUCAGAGCUAUGUAAUGACUAAAGGAUGGAGUCGUUUUGUUAAGGAGAAGAAACUUGAUGCUGGUGAUGUUGUUUCAUUUCAGCGCGGUGCUGGUGAGUUGUCUAAGCACCGUCUUUUCAUUGACUGGCGUCGUCGUCCUCAUCAUGAGAAUGGAAAUAAUCAGUUUAUGUUACCGCAUCAAUUUUCUGAUGGGCGGCUUUUUUAUUACCCAACAAAUUUGUUGCUGGAAGGAGGUAGCAAUAUGGGUCAUCCACCUAAUUAUUAUAAUCCUCAAAGUUACAUGUAUGAAAUUGGUAACCGCUCUUAUAAUAUUAGUAAUGGAACUGUGAUAAAUGCAAACCCUUUAAAAAAUGAGAUAAGAUGGGGAGGUUGUAGUAGUACUACUACUACAGGUAACUAUGUGGAGCCAAGGGUGUUCGAUUCGGUGCCAGUGGUUCAAGGUAAAGUGGCUGCAAAGCGAUUCAGGUUGUUUGGGGUAAAUAUGGACUGUCCCAUGGAUCAGGAUCACCCAUCUAUCCCAGCAACAACAACGGUUUAUUCUCAUUUGAACAACAACAACUCGACACCCUCUGAAGAAGAAUCAUCUGAAAAAGAGAUCAAUAUUGAAGGGAUUCCUGAUAAAUGUCAAAAUUAUGGCAAUGGAGGACGAAAAUAGCAUAUCCAGUGCAAUUCAUUUCUGUGAGAUAGAAAAAAUUCCUAAUUUCAGGUUCAACUCUUUGUAUAUGUGAUACUACUUUACCUAAUACUGGUUAUAUUAUUUAUGAUGACUUGACCCUCAUCUUAGUAAUGCCGCAGUUUUUCUUUGACAUUUUAUAUUGGAAUUACACAGGGUACGUUUUUGUUUGU
Solanum pennellii is the source of this 1380-nucleotide messenger RNA. RefSeq names its product B3 domain-containing transcription factor NGA3-like. The record is from RefSeq and is a predicted model, not a curated record. The coding region runs from base 200 to 1189 and encodes 329 amino acids. The transcript has 2 exons. Lineage: Eukaryota; Viridiplantae; Streptophyta; Magnoliopsida; Solanales; Solanaceae. Gene Ontology annotation, molecular function: DNA-binding transcription factor activity; DNA binding.